GCUUUUACAAUGGGAGCUGCAGAAGCGUAGGGAAGAAGCUGAAGAAAAAAAAGGGGGCGUCUCCCCUUUAAAGACUUGCAAAGAUUGAGAAAGAGAGAGAGUCAAGAACAGAGAAUCAGAGAGAGAGAGAGUCUGUCUCUGGGAAAGGAGAACAUCUCUGCUUCACAGUGAUUUGCACUGGGGGAGAGGCAUCAGUUGGCUUCAGACCCAAGGGGGAGACCAGACCAGGUCACCCCGGUUAAGGCUGUGAGCGUUGCCCCUCCCUCUCCCGGGAAUGUCUCGGCGAAAGCAGCGGAAACCCCAACAGUUAAUCUCGGACUGCGAAGGUCCCAGCGCGUCUGAGAACGGUGAUGCUAACGAGGAGGAUCACCCCCAAGUCUGUGCCAAGUGCUGUGCACAGUUCACUGACCCAGCUGAAUUCCUCGCCCACCAGAACGCAUGUUCUACUGACCCUCCUGUAAUGGUGAUCAUCGGGGGCCAGGAGAACCCCAACAACUCUUCAGCCUCUUCUGAGCCGCGGCCUGAGGGUCACAAUAGUCCCCAGGUCAUGGACACAGAGCACAGCAACCCCACAGAGUCCGGGUCUUCCGUGCCCACAGAUCCCACCUGGGGCCCAGAGCGGAGAGGAGAGGAGUCUUCUGGGCAUUUCCUGGUCGCUGCCACAGGUACAGCGGCUGCGGGAGGCGGGGGCCUGAUCUUGGCCAGUCCCAAGCUGGGAGCAACCCCGUUACCUCCAGAAUCCACCCCUGCACCCCCUCCUCCUCCACCUCCCCCUCCGCCCCCGGGUGUAAGCGGUGGCCACUUGAAUAUCCCCCUGAUCUUGGAAGAGCUACGGGUGUUGCAGCAGCGGCAGAUCCAUCAGAUGCAGAUGACUGAGCAAAUCUGCAGGCAGGUACUGCUGCUUGGCUCCCUAGGCCAGACGGUGGGUGCCCCUGCCAGCCCCUCAGAGCUACCGGGGGCAGGGACUGCCUCUUCCACCAAGCCCCUGCUGCCCCUCUUCAGCCCCAUCAAGCCUGUCCAAACCGGCAAGACACUGGCAUCUUCUUCCUCCUCCUCCUCCUCCUCCUCCUCUUCCUCCACAGGGGCAGAAACGCCCAAGCAAGCUUUCUUCCACCUUUAUCACCCGCUGGGGUCACAGCAUCCUUUCUCUGCUGGAGGGGUUGGGCGAAGCCACAAACCGACCCCUGCCCCCUCCCCAGCCCUGCCAGGCAGCACAGAUCAGCUGAUUGCCUCGCCUCAUCUGGCAUUCCCAAGUACCACAGGACUACUGGCAGCACAGUGUCUUGGGGCAGCCCGAGGCCUUGAGGCGGCUGCCUCCCCAGGGCUCCUGAAGCAGGCAGCCACACCAGGUGGAGGUGUUGAACGCAAGCCUCUGGUGGCAUCUACCACAGCACUCAGUGCCACAGAGAGCCUGACCCUGCUCUCCACCGGAGCAGGCACAGCUGCGGCUCCGGGGCUGCCUGCUUUCAAUAAGUUUGUGCUCAUGAAAGCAGUGGAACCCAAGAGUAAAGCUGAUGAAAACACCCCCCCAGGGAAUGAGGGCUCGACCAUCAGUGGGGUGGCAGAAAGUGGCACAGCAACCCGCAUGCAACUAAGUAAGCUGGUGACUUCGCUACCAAGCUGGGCACUGCUCACCAACCACUUCAAGUCCACUGGCAGCUUCCCCUUCCCCUAUGUGCUGGAGCCCUUGGGGGCCUCACCCUCUGAGACAUCAAAGCUGCAGCAACUGGUAGAAAAGAUUGACCGACAGGGAGCUGUGGCAGUGACCUCAACUGCCUCGGGAGCGCCCACCACCUCUGCCCCUGCACCUUCGUCCUCAGCCUCUUCUGGACCUAACCAGUGCGUCAUCUGCCUCCGGGUGCUUAGCUGUCCUCGCGCCCUACGCCUGCAUUAUGGCCAACAUGGCGGUGAGCGGCCUUUCAAAUGCAAAGUGUGUGGCAGAGCUUUCUCUACCCGAGGCAAUCUUCGUGCACAUUUCGUGGGCCACAAGGCCAGUCCAGCUGCCCGGGCCCAGAACUCCUGCCCCAUCUGCCAGAAAAAGUUCACCAACGCUGUCACUCUGCAGCAGCACGUUCGGAUGCACCUGGGGGGCCAGAUCCCCAAUGGUGGUACCACACUCCCUGAAGGUGGAGGAGCUGCCCAGGAGAAUGCCUCUGAGCAGUCUAUGGUCUCUGGGGCAGGUAGCUUCCCCCAGCAGCAGACCCAGCAGCCAUCACCAGAAGAGGAGUUGUCUGAGGAGGAGGAUGAGGAGGAAGAGGAAGAGGAAGACGUGACUGACGAAGAUUCCCUGGCAGGGAGAGGUUCAGAGAGUGGAGGUGAGAAGGCAAUAUCAGUGAGAGGUGAUUCGGAAGAGGCCUCUGGUGCAGAGGAGGAAGUGGGGACAGUGGUGGCAGCGGCAUCUGCUGGAAAAGAGAUGGACAGUAAUGAGAAAGCAACUCAACAGUCUUAUCUGCCGCCCCCACCCCCACCCCCACCCCCUCCUGACAGCCUGGAUCAGCCUCAGCUGAUGGAGCAGGGAAGCAGUGAUGUUGCAGGAGCCAAGGAAGAGGGAGGCAAACUGGAGAGGAGCUUAAGCCCAGUGUCAGCAAUCACCCCAGAAGGGGAAGGCACCAGCACCACCUUGGUAGAGGAGCUGAGCCUGCAGGAAGCAAUGAGAAAGGAGCCAGGAGACAGCAGCAGCAGCAGAAAGGCCUGUGAGGUGUGUGGCCAGACCUUUCCCACUCAGACAGCACUGGAGGAGCAUCAGAAGACCCACCCCAAGGAGGGGCCGCUCUUCUCUUGUGUCUUCUGCAGGCAGGGCUUUCUUGAGCGGGCUACCCUCAAGAAGCAUAUGUUGCUGGCUCACCACCAGGUACAGCCCUUUGCUCCGCAUGGUCCUCAGAAUAUUGCUGCUCUUUCCUUGGUCCCUGGCUGUUCACCUUCCAUCCCUUCCCCGGGGCUUUCCCCCUUUCCCCGAAAAGAUGACCCCACGAUUCCAUGAGCCUGUUUUUCUGUACCUGCUGCCCUUUGACCCAGGGAGCAGAAACUGAGAGCUCCACAGAAGGACGUCCAAGAUUUAUGAGCCCUUCUCUUGUCUUUUCCUCUGACUUCUUACAUAUGUCCCGAGUGGCUUUUCUGUAGUCCCUGAGCUUGGGAUUGUGCUUACAAGGGGAUGGUCCCCUAAGGAAUUUUUCUCCCCUCUUCAUUGUACCUAAGGAAAAUAGAUUCUCCACAGCUUUCACAUUCUCCAGGGGACCCCUCUCCAGCUUCCCUCGGGUGACCCUUCUUCCCUCCCCUCUUUCCUUCUUCCUUUCCCUUUGGGAGGUGCAUCUGAGCACCCACAUUUGAAAUUGCAGCCCAGCCCAAAGGGGCUGGCAGCUGUCUCUGGAGGGCCAGUGCCACUCCUCUGGUGACCAGGUCAGCCUGCAGGACUUUUUGUCCCAGGACCUUCCUGCUCAGCUGGUGGGGGUGGGUCCCUGAUCUUUCUGAAGCCUGUACCUGGCUUUCUUGUCAAGUGGCCUGUGCAUGAAGUCCUGGAGUUCCAGCCCCAGCUCCACUACCACUUCAGGACUGGCCACACCAGUGCUGUUUGGCCCAGGAACUGUGUGACUGGGAAGGUGCCUCUAACAAUGGAAUCCAGGGAGGCCAAGGAGAAGACAGUGCCCCUCCACCUGUUUCAGCGUCC
Messenger RNA from Carlito syrichta (Philippine tarsier), 3664 nucleotides. It is a transcript of the gene SALL2, whose product is annotated as spalt like transcription factor 2. The transcript is spliced from 3 exons. Gene Ontology annotation, biological process: regulation of transcription by RNA polymerase II. Gene Ontology annotation, cellular component: nucleus. Gene Ontology annotation, molecular function: RNA polymerase II cis-regulatory region sequence-specific DNA binding; DNA-binding transcription factor activity, RNA polymerase II-specific. NCBI's taxonomy places the organism in Eukaryota, Metazoa, Chordata, Mammalia, Primates, Tarsiidae. The record is from RefSeq and is a predicted model, not a curated record. The coding region runs from base 275 to 2980 and encodes 901 amino acids.